Leptosia nina is the source of this 264-nucleotide messenger RNA. The record is from the annotation of a GenBank genome assembly. NCBI's taxonomy places the organism in Eukaryota, Metazoa, Arthropoda, Insecta, Lepidoptera, Pieridae.
AUGACAUCAAAACUACCAAAAAAUGCUCUUAGCUUAAAACAAUUUCUCCUUCGACAAGAAGUACUAAAGCUUUACAGAGAUAUUUUUCGAACAUUAAGAAAAGUCCCUGAUUCGGUAACACGAGAAGAUUUAAAGGAAUGGGCUAGAACUGACUUUAGAAACAAUAAAUAUCAUAAUGAUGAAGCAUCCAUAAAAUCAAUGUUGUAUUAUGGGAGGAAAUCACUAAGGGAUCUACAAAGAUCCCUCGCCCUUAGUGAAAGCUAG